Molecule: messenger RNA, 2404 nt
Organism: Mus caroli (Ryukyu mouse)
Lineage: Eukaryota; Metazoa; Chordata; Mammalia; Rodentia; Muridae
Gene: Lrrc36
Product: leucine rich repeat containing 36
Molecular function (GO): protein binding
Source: RefSeq, a predicted model, not a curated record
GCGGCGGGCGCGAAUGGCGGAGCAGUGGGAUCUGGACGAGGAGUGCCUCCGCCGCCUGGGGGCGCUGACCCUGGAGCAGCCGGAACUGGUGGAGUCUCUCUCAUUGCAGGGAUCUUAUGCCGGAAAAAUCCACUCUAUUGGUGAUGCCUUCAGAAAUUUCAGAAGUCUCCGAUCCUUAGAUUUAUCAAGGAAUUUGAUCACUAGUCUAAAGGGAAUCCAGUAUUUAUGCUCACUCCAAGAGCUGAACUUAUAUUAUAACAACAUUCCUUCAUUAGUGGAGGUGUCCCGACUACAACCCUUACCCUUCCUCAAAGAACUAGAUUUGAGACUCAAUCCUGUUGUAAGGAAAGAUACAGAUUAUCGGCUCUUUGCCGUGUACACACUGCAAACGCUGGAAAAACUGGAUGACCGAGCCGUCCGUGACAGCGAGAGGAGAGCGGCCAAGCUACAUUUCAGUCAGUUGGGCAACAGUGAAAAUUUUCUCUUAGAGGUGGAAAAAAGCUCUAGGGAGAAGACAAUGAAAAACUGUGUGAUAGAUGAGGGCCCCGCAUCACACGUCAGUCCUGAGGUUGACGCCAGGAUGGAAACAGACGCAAACAAAGGACUUUUUAUUCCCUUCCCCAACCGGGAAAUAAAGGAUUCCCUAAGCAGCAUUUGUGCAGCCCAGGGCAGUGGCACACCAGCUCAGAAAUUAGACGUUUUUCCACUGGGGACACAGAUGCAGGAAGCAACAAGAAGGGAGACAAGUGACCUUCACCAGGAAGAUGAAUUAGAACUCAGGCUCUACCCGCCUCCUCAGAGCACAGUCCGAUCUCCAGAGAAGAUGACAAGAGAUGGAUACCGAGUGUCUUUCCUAGACACUAAGUCUUCAAGUUCUUCUCCAGAAAAGGACUUGAUACCAAAACCUGAUGCCUAUCCGUGCACCCAUGAUGCCUCCUUGGGUAAACGCCUGGAUGUAGGUGAUUCUAACCAGAUCCUUCCCUGUCAGUUACCUUCUGAGGUUUGUCUGGACCGCUAUGGUAAUCAAUAUUCUCAAACUCUGUGCCUGCACGGAAGUCUUGUCAAAAGGGCUCAGAAGGGCAAGAACUACCGAGAACAUAGCAUAAAACCUUCACACGACAAAAAGGCCACCUCGUCCCAUCCCUGUGGAGACUUACUAACAUCCCUGUCAAACCCCGACUCCAGCACGGGAAGGCUGCUGAGGCUUAGCUCAGAUCUCUAUGCCACAACCCAUUUCAACAGUGACCCUGCUCUGCUGGCCAGUGUGGAGCAACAGCUUUCCAGCCUCCGUGACUUUGCACCAGCACCUGAUUCUUUCCCAAGCAGCCCUGCCCUAGGGAAUUCUCUGCGGACACUGCUGCUGCCUCCUGGGACUCCAGAAAACAGAGAGAUUCCAACUAAGAGGUCAUUUAGCCCUUCAAGGAGAGGAUUCAAGCGGAAGGACGGUAUCCUUGCCAACCCGAGUCUGAAGCGUGGUUUCCAAGACUCUACAGGCAGCGAGGCGCAACCUCUCUCUAGUGACCUGGGCAGUUUGCAUGGUUUAUCAGGAAACCACAGUCCCCCGAUCUCUGCCAGAACCCCCCACGUGGCCACUGUCCUGAGACAGCUCCUGGAGCUGGUGGACAAGCACUGGAAUGGCUCUGGCUCCCUCCUCCUGGACAAGAAGUUUCUUGGUCCCGCCAGAGACUUGCUCCUGUCCUUGGUGGUCCCUGCACCCUCUCAGCAGUGGCGGCGCUCGCAGCUUGACGAGAAGGCAGGGAAAGCCUUGUGCUGGAGGGAGACCGAGCUAAAGGAAGCAGGGCUGCUAGUUCCUAACGAUGUGGAAAGUCUGAAGCAAAAACUGGUCAAAGUGCUGGAGGAAAACCUUGUUCUGUCAGAAAAAAUUCAGCAGUUGGAGGGAACCGCUGCCACCUCGAUUGUGAGUGGGCACCCAUCACACACACACGAUGAGCUUCUUCGAAAAAACCAACAGCUGACCAUACAGGUGGCUUGCCUGACCCAGGAGCUGACUCAGCUGAAAAGACUGGAGGAGACAGUUGCUCUUCUCCAGGAGAGUCAGAGGUCCCUGGUGGUAACUAAUGAGUAUCUGCUGCAGCAGCUGCAUAAAGAGCAGAAAGGUUAUUCCGGGAAAUCGCUCCUGCCUCCCGAGAAGAGUCAUCCUUUGGGGAGAUCGUCGCCCUUUGGGAAAAGCACGCUGUCUUCCUCCUCACCAAUGGUACACGACACGGGUCAGUACCUAAUACAGAGUGUCUCAGAAGCUGACCCAGAGCCUAGUUUGUGGAGCUAGCACCGCAGCCCGCCCCACCAGCUCCCUCACCCACGGAGGAUGCUCAGGGCUGCAGUCCCUGUGGUGGGUACUGGUGUUUACCCCCAAAGAUUAAGAAAAACGUAUUAUGAUUACUUU